Acytostelium subglobosum LB1 is the source of this 5691-nucleotide messenger RNA. RefSeq lists its product as hypothetical. Lineage: Eukaryota; Evosea; Eumycetozoa; Acytosteliales; Acytosteliaceae. The coding region runs from base 1 to 5691 and encodes 1896 amino acids. The transcript has 4 exons. The record is from RefSeq and is a predicted model, not a curated record. Gene Ontology annotation, molecular function: ATP binding; ATP-dependent chromatin remodeler activity.
AUGGAACCGAUAGAGACAUCACAGAAGGCCAGAAGGUCUACGAAACAAACCAUUUUCACAGGAUUGUGGAAGGGUGAAGAGCAGCUGUUGAUGGGCGCCUCAACCAGACGAACAGUGAAGAAGCCAGAUAUAUAUAGUGCGAGCACAAAGAGGACUGCUGCAAGGUCAAGACACGACGAUGAUGAUGACGACAAUGAAGAUGAUGACGACCAAGAAGACAACAGUGAUAAUAAUGAUGAGCAAGAUGAAGAACAAGAUAGUGCUGGAUCAGAUGAUGACAAUAAUAACAACAACAACAAUGAAGAUGAAGAUAACGAAGAUGAUGAUGAAGAAGAGGAGGAAGAGUACGAUGAGGAGGAAGAGGAGGAGGCACCUUCAAAGUCAAGACGAGGAGGAUCAACAAGGACUGUUGUAGCCUCUUCAAAAGCAAUCGAUCAAAAGCAGCAAAAGAAGAAGGGCAGACCUCCAAAACAGCAGACAAAGGUCACCGCGAAACCACCCCCGCCACCGCCAUCUAAAGGGCGCUUGAAACCAGCACCAUCAGCCGCAAAGAGAGGACGUCCACCAAAGAAGAUCGUGUCCGAGUCGGAGGAAUCAGAGGAAGACAAUGACGAUGAUGUGGACGAGGUGCAGGAGGACGAUGAUGAGAGCGAACAUGAGAAGGUACACGAGGAUGUCGAUGCAGAGGACCAAGAGGAUGGCGAGGAAGCGGACGAGGAGGAGGAAUUUGACGAGGAAGAAGAGGACGAGGACAACGAUACUGAUGGCACUGAUCUCAGAGACAUGGAGAUUGAGGAUCGACUGAAUCUAGAGUUCACGAUCGAGAAGGUCAUCGAUCAGCGAACGAUCACAAAGGAGGACGGCACCGAGGUGGAGGAGGUGUAUGUCAAGUGGCGCGAUUUGGCCUACAUUCAUUGCACCUGGGUCGAAUCAUCUCGUCUGCUCAACACGACCAAGAGUGCCAAGGCUCGUCUGCAGCGUUGGCAGUCGCUGCAGGACAACGACGACUCUGAGUACACGCGUCUGCGCUCCAAGGCCGAGGACGCCUACAAGCAGUUCAUGAAGAUCGAGAAGAUACUCGACAAGAAGGACAAUGGCGACAAUGGCGUGGAAUACUUUAUCAAGUGGCGCGGACUGAGUUACGUCAACUGCACAUGGGAGAACGACGAGGACAUUGACGACGACGCAGCUGUCGCCGCCUACGACGACUUUAUCAACAUGCCCGCUCAGUCACAGCUGGCAAUUCGUCCGCGACCCGCCCCCUCCGACUGGAAGGAGGUCAAGGAGAGUCCAGACUUCUUCAAGAAGGGCCGUCAGCUGCGUCCCUACCAAAUCCAGGGCCUGAACUGGCUGACGUACUGCUGGCAUCACAAGCGCAACUCGAUCCUAGGCGAUGAGAUGGGUCUCGGCAAGACUGUGCAGUCCGUCUCAAUCAUCGAGACGCUCAGGAAAAGGCAUGGUAUUCGCGGGCCAUUCCUUUGCGUGGCGCCACUCACCACCAUCCAGCAUUGGCGUCGCGAGUUUGAGUCGUGGACCGAUCAGCGUGUGGUGGUCUACCACGACCAUGGCCAGGCACGUCCCAUCAUCCGCGACUACGAAUUCUACUACACCGACAAGAAGGGCAAGCCCACCAACGUCACCAAGUUCCACACGCUCAUCACCACAUACGAGAUGGUGAUCAGCGAUCGCUCAUUCCUCUCCAAGAUACACUGGCGCUACCUGGUCAUCGACGAGGCGCACCGUCUCAAGAACAAGUCGUGCAAGCUGACCACCGAGCUGCGCACCUACAAGUACGACCACCUGCUGCUGCUCACGGGCACACCGCUGCAGAACAACACACAGGAGCUGUGGUCGCUGCUCAACUUUAUGGACCCUGCACACUUCACCUCGCUGGACUCGUUCCUUGCCGACUAUGGCGACCUGAAGGAGGCCGAGCAGGUGGCCAGUCUGCAAGAGGUGCUCAAGCCAUACAUCCUGCGACGUAUGAAGGAGAACGUCGAGAAGUCCAUCGCGCCCAAGGAGGAAACCAUCGUCGAGGUGGAGCUCACCACUGUACAGAAGAAAUACUACCGUGCGAUCUACGAGAGGAACUUCACCUUCCUGAGGAAGGGCGGCAAGAACUCCGGUCCCUCGCUGCUUAACAUCAUGAUGGAGCUGCGCAAGUGCUGCAACCACCCCUACCUGAUCAAGGGCGUCGAGGACUCUGAGACAUCGAUGCUGAAGAAGAACUCGGACGACGUCUAUCUCAAGCUGAUACAGGCCAGCGGCAAGCUGGUCCUGAUCGACAAGCUGCUGCCCAAGCUCAAGCAGGGCAACCACAAGGUGCUGAUCUUCUCCCAGAUGGUGGCCGUCCUCGACAUCCUCGACGACUACCUGACGUUCAGAGGAUAUCUGCACGAGCGUAUCGAUGGUGGCGUCAAGGGCGACGAGCGACAGGCUGCCAUCGACAGGUUCUCCGCGCCCGACUCUGAUCGAUUCGUGUUCCUGCUGUGCACGCGUGCCGGUGGCAUUGGUAUCAAUCUGACUGCGGCAGACACUGUGAUCAUCUUUGACAGUGACUGGAACCCACAGAACGAUCUACAGGCACAGGCCAGAUGUCAUCGUAUUGGACAGGACAAGAUGGUCAAGGUCUACCGUCUGGUCACGCGCAACACUUAUGAGCGUAUCAUGUUUGAUCGAGCAUCCAAGAAGCUCGGUCUCGAUCGUGCCGUCCUCACCAAGAUGACCACAACCAACACUUCAUCGACAACAGCCACGACCAAAGAAGAGGUACCAGACAAAGACACAAUCGACUCUUUGUUGAAGUAUGGUGUAUAUGCUAUCAAGGACGACGACAAUGCAAGCGAGAAAUUCUAUGAGGAGGACAUUGAUAAGAUCCUUGAUCGAUCGGUGGUGGUGAAGCAGGAGUCGGUGGUCGAUCCUUUGGUGUCGAACUUCUCGACGGCAAGCUUCUGCUCAUCAAGCUCAGUGCCACACAUUGAUGUCAAUGAUCCCAACUUUUGGGACAAGCUCCAGCCCGAGCUGGAGACAAUCAACGAGUACGAUAUACUGCCACGCAAGAGGAAGAAUGUACAGCGCUUUGGACGUGACGAUGUGGAGAUCUCAUCGGACGAGGAGCAGCAGUCUGAGGAGGACCUGGAGGAGGAUGAGGACAAGGACACGAGUUCCAGCGGCGGCUGGACUCAUCGCGAGCGAGGCAACUUCAAGUCUGCCCUCUAUGUAUUUGGCAGUGGCCGAUGGGCACUGAUCAAAGCAAUGGCUAACCUCGAUCGAUGGACUGUUGACCAAGUCCGUCAGUACGGAGAGGCAUUCCUCUCCAAGGCGCUUGGCAUCUCCAUGGCCAAGGACUCUGAAGACUCCAAAGAAUCCAAGUCACCGUUCAAACCAUACAAUGCACUGGUCGAUCAUCUUGAGCCUGCUGUGUUUGAGCUGUACAACAAGGUGCCACCACCUGCCGACAUGGAAGUGGACUCAUCUACCACCACCACUACCACUACCACCAGCAGCAGCGCGACCAAUCAGUUCAUCAAUGACCCAAGCCUCAACGACACAAAGUUCAAGGAGUACCUGACGAGAAACUCCAAAAAGAUUGAGAACAAGCUGAGCAACAUGGCAGAGCUGGCCAAGAUGCUGCGCGUUGGCUACGACAAGGUGGUGGAGCUCAUUGGCGAGAUGAGCGACACACCCAACGACUGGUGGCGAUUCAAGGAGGACCACGACCUGCUCAUCGGAACCUACAGGAGCGGCUUUGGCGAGUACGACCAGAUCCGCCAGGACAAACUGUUGUGCUAUCACAAGUACAAGUUUACAACGGCCGAUUCAUCAACAGCGGCAGCGGCCGCUGUGGCCGACAGCACACCAAUGGACACUACAUCUUCAUGUGGCGGCGGCGAGGCCUCGACACCCAUCACACGCGUCUGGCCCUCUGCCAAGAUCCUGUCGCAUCGUCUGAAAAGAAUACUGCGUACACUGGACAUCUACAAGAAGAAGAGGCAGAAGGACAAGAAGGACAAGAAGAAGCGCGACAAGGAGAAGAAACGUGUGGAGAAGCGUCAGACGGACUACAAGGCCGACUGGACAAAGCGUGAGCGCAGCGACUUUUACAAGAACAUCGUCAUCUAUGGCCUGAUAGAGAUGGGCGAGGGCGAGGAGCAUUCGUGGGACCUGAUCAAGGAGAAGGCCAGCCUCAAGAAAAAGUCGUCGGACCUGAUCGAGCGAUACUACAAGGGUCUGAUGGCCAAGUGUCAAGAGUACCUCAACGCCCCGAACAAAGACAACGCAGAGGAUGACCUUGAGCUCACGCCAUCCCAGUGCAAGCGACUCCUUGGUCGUAUCCAUUUCCUGAAGAAGCUCAGGAACACACUUGGCACCGAUCGCGACAACAUCCCCGCACUGCUAGAGCACGUGCCGUCGCCCAGCUGCUUCCCCUCGUGGUACCAGAAGAAUGUCCAUGAUCUGGCGCUGGUCGAGGGCGUGUCCAAGCACGGCUAUGGCCAGUUCGAGGAGAUAUGUCGUGAUGAGUCACUGCCAUUCUACUCUAUCUACAAGACAUUGUUGCAGCAGAAGGGUCUCAACGACGAUGACAACGACAACAACGAUGACCCUGCCAUCGCAGAGAAGCGCAAGCGAAAGGAGAAUGUUGUCGAAGUGCUCAACAUGCCCCGAGACAAGUUCCUGAACUCCCGUGUGGAGCUUGUCGUCGAGUACAUCAACAACCAGAGGACCAAGGCACAGUCCCUGCACAGCAACCUCAGCCAAACGCUCAGCAGCUUCGUCACGAGGAACAGUCCGACAUGCGUACCUCUCAGAUCAAGCUACAGUGGAUCAAACCACCACAAUGGUCAAGGACUACAUCGAUUCAAUGGACUGCACGACUCACAGGGUGCCAUGUCCAGCAGCACCAGCGCCCUCAGCAUGUCGGGCAACAGCCACAAGACCAGUCGUAGCUCCACCUCCACUUUCACUUCCACUCCCUCAUUGGCAAAGAACAAGAACCAAAAGUCCAUCCUGGACUUCCUGCUACAUGACGACAAGGAUGGCGAUUUGGAGUUUGACUCUGAUGACGAUGAACAACUGUUCAGACGAGUUGCCAAGAGGUCCAAGAAGAGGCAUGGCUUCUCACCUGCAUCCAUAUCCAAUGCACUCAAGAGUCUUGACGACAAUGAAUUGAUAGCACCAAUUCAUGACUCUGACGACGAGUCCUUCCAGGACCACAAACUGCUACAGAGAGCAUACCUCAAGUCUUCAAAGGGAUCAACUGGAGGAUAUCAUAGCGGAAGCAGCAGCAACACCACUGGUGCCAUACGAUCUAGCAACAACAACAUCACACCUGGCAGUGCCGCACACAAUGCCAAAGACAGUAUCACAUCAUACUUUGACAAAGUGCAACAAACCGAUAUGUUCACACCUGUAAAGAAGAGCCAUACCAACAUCAACAACUUUUACAACGCCAUCCCUAACAACAACAAUGGCCAUCAUCUUCAUCAAUUUGGUACGACUACCACUGCUGGCAAUGUAAACGGCACAGUUGGCGGACUGAUUGGAGUAAUCAUGGAGGACAGCGACCUCCAGAUGCCCAACCAACAGGCCACCCCACCCAACUUCAAACUGGACAACCGUAUUGUCAAUAUCCUGAACGAAGCGAACGAGGACUAUUCGAUGGACUACAACAAUUUCUUUACAACAAAGUAG